Messenger RNA from Ficedula albicollis (Collared flycatcher), 1697 nucleotides. Its product is annotated as zinc finger protein 70-like. The coding region runs from base 1 to 630 and encodes 209 amino acids. The transcript is spliced from 4 exons. Gene Ontology annotation, molecular function: DNA-binding transcription factor activity; RNA polymerase II cis-regulatory region sequence-specific DNA binding. Gene Ontology annotation, biological process: regulation of transcription by RNA polymerase II. The record is from RefSeq and is a predicted model, not a curated record. NCBI's taxonomy places the organism in Eukaryota, Metazoa, Chordata, Aves, Passeriformes, Muscicapidae.
AUGGGGUAUCUGAGGUGGAGCCGGGGGGACAUGGGGGAAAUUGGGGCUGCCCCCACUCCCCCAGACGUUGCACCUGGAGAUGCCCCCACCCCAAAUCAAUCCCAAAUCAACCCCAAAGAACCCCACUGUGCCCCCCAGGGCCGGAGUGGUUUUGAGGUGGAGUUUGGGAUCAGCUCCAAGCUCCUCCAGCACUACCAGACACACACGGAGGAGAGGCCCUACGAGUGUCCUGACUGUGGGAAGGGCUUCAGGAGAAACUCCGACCUCAUCACCCACCGGCGCAUCCACACUGGGGAAAAGCCCCACGAGUGUGAGGAGUGUGGGAAGAGCUUCAGGCACAGCUCCAGUCUGGUCAGCCACCAAAGGAUCCACACUGGGGAGAGGCCCUACGAGUGUUCUAAGUGUGGGAAGAGGUUUCGCACCAGCUCUGAUCUCGUCAAGCACUACCAGACACACACACAGGAGAGGCCCUACGAGUGUCCUGACUGCGGGAAGGGCUUCAGGCACAAGUCCCACCUGAUCCGCCACCGGCGAAUCCACACUGGAGAGAGGCCCUACGAGUGUGAGGAGUGUGGGAAGAGCUUCUCCCGGAGCUCAGCCUUGACCCAACACCAACGGAGGCACCGGUAAGGGAAGCCCUGCGAGUGUCCCGAGUGUGGGAAGAGCUUCGUGCGCUGCUCCAAUUCCAUCCCCCACUGCAGGACCCACGCUGGGCAGAGCCCUGGUGACCCACGUUUCCUGGGGUCCAUGUUGGGAAGACAACUGCCUGGUGAUCCUUUUAUUUUAGCCCUCGUUUUUCACUCUUCUUUGUCUCUAUGUGCUUCUAAAACCAAGAGGGAUUGAUCUGUCCUCAAAACCACUCAAAUCCCACAGAAAACACCUCAAUUUAGACUCAGAAAGGCUCAAUCACACAUCCAAGUAUCUUGUUCCCUCCUUGAAGCAACUCAAUCCGACACAAACCUUACUGGAUUCCUGAGCCACCAGGGUGAGAAGGGGUUGGAAGGAGAUUGGGACAAGUGGGAUCCAAAUUUGGAGAAGUGGUAUCGGGAUUUUGUGGAGUGGUUGGAUAAGAUGGAUUUGAUUGUAAAUAAAACUUUGACAAUUCCUGAUUUUUGUCUCAUUCAGUUUCAGUCAGUUCCAGGUCUGUUUUCAGUGGCACCUUCUCAGUGAUUGUGUUUGUGUCCUCCUUUCUCUCCUGCCUCUCUCUGCCUGCUCUGUUUCUCUCUCAGGGUCUCCCUUGAGCCAGGGCAGCUCCCACCAAAGACCCUGCCCUGAUUCAAUUCCCAGUGCAGGAGCUGCAACAGCCGUGGGUGAAGUUCUGAAGGCUGGCAGUGAAAUGUCCCUGUAUGAUCUUGCUGCACUUGGCUUUUGGCCCCUUCUGAAGAGCUUUGUCUUCAAGGGCAGGAACAUCUUUUCCUGCCUGGGAACUGGAAUUGCAGAGCCUGGCAGUGUGAGCCAUGCAGGACCAUGCAGGCUGGGAUCAUGGGGGCAGGGAUCACAUGGACUGGGAUCUUCCAGACUGGGACUGCACAGACUGGGACCAGAUGGAUCAGGGCCAUGCAGACUGGGAUUGUACAAACUGUGACCAUAUGGACUGGGAUGGCUGCACCAGAACAAUGUUAACCGAGGAUGUUCUGCCCCACCCAGGGUUCCCUCCCAGUCCUGCCCCGGUUUGCCGUGUGGGGGCGCAGCCAAAA